UUGAUCCUCAAAUUAUAUCACAAGAAGAAAUAUGUCCUCUUCUCUGAUCUUCAAGCUCGUCUUCCUCAGCCUCUUGUGCGGUCUGUUAGCUUCUAGCUUGGAUUCUAACAACGAUGACGGUCGAAAGAUUUACAUCGUGUACUUGGGGAACAAGCCAGAGGAUACAGCUUCCACUCCUUCGCAUCACAUGAGAAUGUUGGAAGAAGUCGUUGGCAGCACGUUCGCUCCCGAAGCUUUACUCCACAGCUACAAGCGAAGUUUCAACGGAUUCGUGGUGAAGCUCACCGAAGAAGAAGCUCAAAAGAUUGCUGCCAAGGAGGGUGUGGUCUCUGUAUUUCUGAAUGGAAAGAAGCAUCUUCACACCACAAGAUCAUGGGAUUUCAUGGGUUUUACAAAAAACGUUGCUCGUGUAAAGCAAGUUGAAAGCAACAUCGUCGUCGGAGUAUUGGACUCCGGGAUCUGGCCGGAAUCUCCAAGCUUUAGCGACCUUGGUUACGGUCCUCCUCCGGUCAAAUGGAAGGGCACUUGCCAAACCUCCGCCAACUUCCAUUGUAACAAAAAAAUCAUCGGAGCUCGAGCAUACCGCAGCAACAACUUCUUUCCUCCCGAAGACAUUAGAAGUCCAAGAGAUUCAGACGGCCAUGGCACACACACAGCAUCAACGGUGGCCGGCGGUCUCGUGAACCAGGCGAGUCUCUACGGUCUCGCACUCGGCACGGCGAGAGGAGGGGUUCCCUCUGCGCGCAUUGCUGUGUACAAGAUAUGUUGGUCCGAUGGGUGCUACGACGCCGAUAUUCUAGCAGCAUUCGACGAUGCGAUCGCCGACGGUGUCGAUAUCAUAUCUCUUUCCGUUGGCGGGAGCGAACCCAAGUAUUACUUCAAUGAUUCCAUUGCCAUUGGAGCUUUCCACUCCAUGAAACAUGGAAUAUUGACCUCCAACUCUGCUGGGAAUGACGGUCCCGACUACUUCACCAUUAGAAACUUCUCUCCAUGGUCUCUUUCUGUUGCUGCAAGCAGCAUUGACAGAAAGUUUGUGACAAAAGUGCAGCUUGGCAACAAGAAUCUCUAUCAGGGAUAUACAAUUAACACAUUUGAUCUUCUGGGAAAACAAUACCCUCUAAUUUAUGGAGGAGAUGCACCCAAUAUCACUGGAGGCUUCACUAGCUCCAGCUCCAGAUUUUGCUCAAAAAAUACAGUGGAUCGCAACUUGGUGAAGGGGAAAAUCCUUGUUUGCGACACUGUAUUGUCACCUUCAGCAUUUGCUUCCUUUGRUGGCGCAGUGGGCGUCGUUAUGCAAGACGCCGGCGUCAAGGAUAACGCCAGGUCCUAUCCCUUGCCGGCUUCUUAUCUCGGCACGGCGGCCGGCGGCAGCAUCAAAAACUACAUGGCUUCAAACCGAGCUGCGACAGCCACCAUUUUGAAGAGCAACGCAGUGAACGACACAUCUGCUCCUUUAGUAGUUUCCUUCUCCUCCAGAGGACCAAAUCCUGAAACCUUCGACAUUCUCAAGCCGGAUUUGACUGCGCCGGGAGUUGAAAUUCUGGCCGCAUGGUCUCCCAUUGCGCCCAUCAGCGGAAUCACAGACUCGAGGAAGUCCCUCUAUAACAUAAUCUCCGGCACAUCCAUGUCUUGCCCACAUGCCACCGCGGUCGCUGUCUACGUCAAAACAUUCCACCCCACCUGGUCUCCCGCCGCCAUUAAAUCAGCUCUCAUGACAACAGCCACUCCCYUGAAUCCCAAACUCAACCCACAAGCAGAGUUCGCAUAUGGAGCAGGCCACGUGAACCCUCUCAAGGCAGUAAAUCCAGGGCUGGUCUACGACGCACAUGAGAGCGACUACGUUAAGUUCUUGUGCGGCCAAGGCUACACCACGGCCAUGGUCCAGCGCCUCACCGCCGACGCCAGCGCCUGCACGCCCGCCAACACCGCCCGCGUCUGGGACCUCAACUACCCUUCCUUUGCUCUUUCCUCCACCCCCUCAGAAUCCAUCAACCAAUUCUUCACAAGAACUCUCACCAACGUUGGCUCAAAAGCAUCCACAUAUAAAGCUGCAGUUUACGGCGCCCCACCGGGCCUCACAAUCUCGGUGAGCCCUCCGGUUCUGUCGUUUCACGCCAUUGGAGAGAAGAAAUCCUUCAAACUAACAAUUCGAGGUACUUUGAGCCACUCCAUUGUGUCCGCUUCUCUGGUGUGGAACGACGGGUUGCAUCAAGUGAGAAGUCCUAUCACUGUUUAUGUCGUCAAUAAAGGUUGAUUGAUGAUUGAGCUUGGUUUGUGUUUGUUAAUUUUUUGAACUUGAAAAUUCCAGUUCUUUCACUGUAACUUCGCUUACUACCCUGCAAAAUGUGUACUAUUAAUUGUUUUUCUGUUUUGUAUUGUUGUGCACUAAGUAGUACAUUAUGAUCUAAUGUUUAUAUAAUGAUAAUAUUCUCUGUUGCUCUUAAUUCUUCAAACAAUUCCA
This is a messenger RNA of Momordica charantia (bitter melon), 2461 nucleotides long. Lineage: Eukaryota; Viridiplantae; Streptophyta; Magnoliopsida; Cucurbitales; Cucurbitaceae. The record is from RefSeq and is a predicted model, not a curated record.